Anguilla anguilla (European eel) is the source of this 752-nucleotide messenger RNA. It is a transcript of the gene mgmt, whose product is annotated as O-6-methylguanine-DNA methyltransferase. Gene Ontology annotation, molecular function: methylated-DNA-[protein]-cysteine S-methyltransferase activity. Bases 126 to 689 code for a protein of 187 amino acids. The record is from RefSeq and is a predicted model, not a curated record. The transcript is spliced from 6 exons. Gene Ontology annotation, cellular component: nucleus. NCBI's taxonomy places the organism in Eukaryota, Metazoa, Chordata, Actinopteri, Anguilliformes, Anguillidae. Gene Ontology annotation, biological process: DNA repair.
UGGACGCUUUCUCCAUGCGGUAGAACACGGAACGCACAACAGGAAGGUAACUACGCACUUUCUUGACCGGAGAUUCAAUGCCAGCAGUGUUGGAUGUCGCACAUGGUGCAAUUCUCUAAGCAACCAUGGAAUCCGGACUCAGUGAGAAAGGCGGAGAGUGCGGGAUGACUGCGGUCACGCUGCGAAGCCCCCUGGGAAGGAUCCGAGUGGCGGGAUGCGAACUCGGCGUGCACGGCAUCCAGAUCCUGACGGAAGGCCCGCCCGCCAAAAGAGCUAGUGAUGCCCCAUUGGCCCGUGUGAUGUGCGAGAGCCUCGAGGAGGUGACCACCCCUGUGCGCGAGGCUGCUGAUUGGCUGAUGGCUUACUUCGACGACCCACGGACUGUGGACAAACUGCCCCUCCCAGUUUUCCACCAUCCUCUCCUCCAGAAAGAAACAUUCACCAGUCGAGUCCUCCAGACCCUUGCCAGAGAGGUUAAAGUGGGAGAGACCGUAUCUUACAAACGCCUUGCUGAGAUGACUGGCAACAUUAACGCAGUGCAAGCAGUGGGCGGAGCCAUGAAGAGAAACCCGGUCCCUCUUCUGAUUCCGUGCCACCGGGUGAUCACCAGCAGUGGGCAGAGCGGCAGCUACAUGGGCGGCAAGGGAAACCAUCUGAAAGAGUGGCUGCUCUCACACGAGAGACAGUAAGGAGCCAGACACACACACAUACACACACACACACACACAUGAAUACACACACACACACACACA